This is a messenger RNA of Pungitius pungitius (ninespine stickleback), 1259 nucleotides long. It is a transcript of the gene bphl, whose product is annotated as biphenyl hydrolase like. Lineage: Eukaryota; Metazoa; Chordata; Actinopteri; Perciformes; Gasterosteidae. The coding region runs from base 165 to 1034 and encodes 289 amino acids. The record is from RefSeq and is a predicted model, not a curated record. Gene Ontology annotation, molecular function: serine hydrolase activity. The transcript has 7 exons.
AGCUGCUGUUCCAAACAGCGGAAACGACCGAUCGCCGUUCUCCGGUAUCCGUGAGUCAGGACUCCCGAGUCUAUUCUCGCGGGAACGUGAGUCCGUUCUCGCCGUCUUAAGUAAAGGGCAAAGUUUGGUUUAAUAUUUUACCGACUUCAAAGGAAGACUGAAGAAUGGCGUUGUUUUUACUCCGAGGACGUGUCUUUAGGUGCAGAAGCGACAUUAAGAGAGUCACGACAGCCACGCAGCGGAACUGCUCUUCAGUGGCCUCGGGGAAGCAGCGUGUUAAUGGAGUGGAUCUGUACUACGAGCAGACAGGCAGAGGGAAACACGCUGUGCUGUUGCUUCCUGGUGCUCUUGGGUGCACUCGGACUGACUUUGGACCUCAGCUGAAGUCUCUUAACAAGGAGCGCUAUACCGUCGUCGGCUGGGAUCCCCGUGGUUACGGACGAUCCCGCCCCCCGGACAGAGACUUCCCCUCAGACUUCUUUGAGAGGGACGCGAAGGACGCGGUGGAUCUGAUGAAGGCGCUGGGAUUUGUCAAGUUCUCUCUGCUGGGCUGGAGUGACGGAGGGAUCACCGCUAUGAUCGCAGCAGCGAAGAACCCCGACGUCAUCAGCAAGAUGGUUGUAUGGGGAGCCAAUGCAUUUGUUUCCCAGCAGGACCUCGAGCUCUACAAUGCGGUCCGAGACGUCUCCAAGUGGAGUGCGAAGAUGAGGAAGCCCAUGGAGGAGGUGUAUGGAGCAGAAGUCUUCGCUAAAACCUGGGAGGCCUGGGGGGAUGGGAUCGCUCAGUUUGCAAAAAGACCUGAUGGGAGUAUCUGCCUGGAGCUUCUGCCGCUAAUCCGCUGUCCAACCCUCGUCAUUCAUGGAGAGAAAGACCCCAUGGUGCCCAGCUUCCACCCACAGCACCUCCUCAAACACAUCAAGGGAUCACGAUUACACCUGAUGCCAGAGGGUAGACACAAUAUCCACCUGAGGUACGCUGAUGAAUUCAACAAACUGGUGGAAGACUUUCUGGAACACACUUCAGAAAUUCAUUAAACUAAAAUUCAUUAAACUGAAAUAAUGUCUGAUUCUUUUGUGGACAAGAAGCAGAGUGAAUAGAAUUAAUGGCGUUAGACACUAAGUUUAGAAAUGUCUGAACUUUACUCAAUUGUUGUAUAUCCCUUUUAAGAGAUGAAAGUUAUUUUUCAACAAAAUUACUUGCUGCUGCAUCUUCAUGAUAGUGGUUGUUAUUGUGGCUAAUAAAAUGUGAAAAACAGAUAA